GAUCAGUCAAAAAUAUAUUAUUUUUGGAAGACUGAGGCUACCCGGCGAGGCUCUCCAGGUUGCUCUGUCCACCAAUUUAUGAUUUUCUGCCGUAUCUUUACAAAAAUGGCAACUAAUGGUGCUGUUCUGAAGAGACUGGAACAGAAGGGUGCAGAAGCAGAUCAAAUUAUUGAAUAUUUAAAGCAGCAAGUUGCUCUUCUUAAGGAGAAAGCAAUUUUGCAGACAACUUUGAGAGAAGAGAAGAAACUUCCAGUUGAAAAUGCUAAAUUAAAGAAAGAAAUUGAAGAAUUGAAACAAGAGCUAGUUCAGGCAGAAAUUCAAAAUGGAGUGAAACAAACACCAUUCCCAUCUGGUACUCCACUGCAAGCUAAUUCCACGGUUUCCGAAAAAGUGAUACAGUCUAUACCAAUAAGAACUGUAUCUUCUGGUGCCAAAGAACAGAUAACAGGAGGAAGAGUGGAAGAAAAGAUGAAAGAGAAAAUUGAAAUGAAAGAGAAAAAGGAGAAAAAACCAUCAAUAGCAGGAAGUGCUGACUCUGAGCCAAUCGAUGUUUCUCGUCUGGAUCUUGGAGUUGGUUGCAUCAUUACUGCCAGAAAACAUCCUGAUGCAGAUUCUUUACAUGUAGAAGAAGUAGAUGUUGGAGAAACAGCCCCAAGAACAGUUGUCAGUGGCCUGGUGAAUCAUGUUCCUCUUGAACAGAUGCAAAAUAGGAUGGUGAUUUUACUUUGUAACCUGAAACCUGCAAAGAUGAGGGGGGUAAUAUCUCAGGCAGUGGUAAUGUGUGCUAGCUCACCUGAGAAGGUUGAAAUCUUGGCACCUCCCACUGGGUCUGUUCCUGGAGACAGAAUUGUUUUUGAUGCUUUUCCUGGAGAGCCUGACAAGGAGCUAAAUCCUAAGAAGAUUUGGGAGCAGAUCCAGCCAGAUCUCUGCACUAAAGAUGAGUGUGUGGCUACAUACAAAGGAGUUCCCUUUGAGGUGAAAGGGAAGGGAGUGUGUAGGGCUCAAACUAUGACCAACAGUGGAAUAAAAUACAAUAAAAUAAAAUACUCAUUUACUGAAAUACAUUGGAGAAAACUUUAAUAACAAUAAAAAGAUAUUUGUCAAAAAAAUAUUUUCUAGUGUUUGAAAUUGCCAUAAAGAACUAAAACUUCAAAUGUUCUAAAACUUGCAAUCACAUUUUAAAAACAGAUUUUGGGGGCGCCUGGGUGGCUUGGUCGGUUAAGCGUCCGACUUCGGUUCAGGUCAUGAUCUCACGGUCCGUGGGUUCGAGCCCCACGUCGGGCUCUGUGCUGACAGCUCAGAGCCUGGAGCCUGUUUCAGAUUCUGUGUCUCCCUCUCUCUCUGCCCCUCCCCUGUUCAUGCUCUGUCUCUGUCUUAAAAAUAAAUAAACGUUA
Molecule: messenger RNA, 1394 nt
Organism: Panthera uncia (snow leopard)
Lineage: Eukaryota; Metazoa; Chordata; Mammalia; Carnivora; Felidae
Product: aminoacyl tRNA synthase complex-interacting multifunctional protein 1-like
Exons: 1
Coding region: 79-1080 (333 amino acids)
Molecular function (GO): tRNA binding
Source: RefSeq, a predicted model, not a curated record